AUGAACGUCAACCAGAGCAACUGCUCCAGUAUCCAAGACGGCGCUAGAAUCAUCGCGGGCGACUUUGUAGAUCCCGAGAGUGUCUUGAUGGUCAAUGGCCAGCGUGUGUACCCCACUGGCACUACACCCCCGGUCUUCAACUCGGGGGAUGACACGCCGCUGCAAUUCGUAACGGCCAAUGAUAGCGCCAACGUCGCUAGGGGACCUGGCGUCGAUAAUACAGCGGCAUUUUCAGGGCGGCAGCGUCACGGUGGAUCGACUCGGGACCAGCCCACUACUACUAACUCUAACUCGCCGGGCGGCACUCCUAUCUACAACUCUGCUGGCAAGGUCAUUCGCAUCAAGCAUGGAUAA
Molecule: messenger RNA, 354 nt
Organism: Coprinopsis cinerea okayama7#130
Lineage: Eukaryota; Fungi; Basidiomycota; Agaricomycetes; Agaricales; Psathyrellaceae
Exons: 3
Coding region: 1-354 (117 amino acids)
Source: RefSeq, a predicted model, not a curated record